Molecule: messenger RNA, 4774 nt
Organism: Musca domestica (house fly)
Lineage: Eukaryota; Metazoa; Arthropoda; Insecta; Diptera; Muscidae
Gene: CoRest
Product: REST corepressor
Exons: 7
Coding region: 344-1105 (253 amino acids)
Biological process (GO): negative regulation of DNA-templated transcription; regulation of transcription by RNA polymerase II
Cellular component (GO): histone deacetylase complex; transcription regulator complex
Molecular function (GO): transcription corepressor activity
Source: RefSeq, a predicted model, not a curated record
AACAUGCAUCACAGUUUGAAAUUGUGUCAACAAAUCACUGUGAAUAGAACGCAAAGACUUGUAUUCAUUCCUUCGAAUGUGUUUGGGGGGAAAAGUGAAAAAAUUGAUAAAUAAUUGUCAUUGAAUUAAAUGCAAAAGUGUAUUAGUAUCCUAUAGAUUGAAUAUUCCAAGAGGCAUUGUGUGUUGAAACUUUGCCUCGCACAUAUCCUUUGGGCUUUGGGUUGUUGUUGGCAUUCAAAGAAACAAACAAUUGAUUAACUAUAUUUUGCGUGCGGAACGGCAGCAUAGUGAUUCAUAAUUUUCUCGGCAAAGGAGAAAGUGACAAACGAUUAAAAAUACAAAAAUGGUACUGGCUGAAAGAAAUUCGGAGUUAGUACGCAACGGAAGAAGAUCCCGUGGUCCCAGUCCAAAUGGUCAUGGUGCCAGUUCGGGAAGUGCCAGUGGUACAGCAGCACCGGGUGGAACUGGAACACCGGAGACAUCAUCGGAUGAUGACAAUUCUAUAAAACGUAAUGGAAAAUCCAAAACUAAACAAAGCGAAUAUGAAGAAAAAAUUCGUGUUGGCCGCGAUUACCAAGCUGUGUGUCCUCCUUUAAUACCUGAACAAGAGCGUAAACCUGAAUGCCUUAAUGAUCGCGCUUUGCUGGUGUGGUCCCCUACAAAAGAGAUUCCAGACACAAAACUCGAAGAAUAUAUAUCAGUUGCCAAAGAGAAAUAUGGUUAUAAUGGAGAACAGGCAUUGGGAAUGCUCUUCUGGCACAAACACGAUCUUGAAAGAGCAGUUAUGGAUUUGUCAAAUUUCACACCAUUUCCCGACGAAUGGACCGUCGAAGAUAAAGUGUUAUUUGAGCAAGCAUUUCAAUUCCAUGGCAAAAGUUUUCAUCGUAUCCGUCAAAUGUUGCCUGACAAGUCCAUUGCUAGCCUGGUGAAAUAUUAUUAUUCCUGGAAAAAGACACGACAUCGUCAGAGUGUCAUGGAUCGCCAGGAAAAAGUUAAGGCUAGCAAAGAAGGUUCUUCAGAAAAUGGCAGUGAUAAUGGCAGUAAUGAAGAAUCCGACAAUGAUGACAAGUUACGUUGUGGCUUAAAUGUAGGUGUAGUGUUUUGAAGAAAACAUUAAAAUAAUAACAAAAGAAAACAAACCAUCCAUCACACAUUUUAUUUCUCAGCUUUUUUUUUUAAUUAGACACAAUUUUCCUUAUUUUCUUUUAAAUAAAUAUAUAUUUUUUUUGGAACAAAUUAUAAUAAAAAAGAGUAUAUAAAACAAAAACCAAAUAAAUUUAAAAAUGUGUUUAUUUGUAUUAUAUACUGUGGCUAUUAUAUAACAAAAAUAAUAAUUUAAACUCACAUACUCUUAUACAAAAAAGAAAUAAAAGAAAAAAAACAUUAUUGAGUAUAAAAAUUCAAAUUUAUUUAUAUUUCUAAAAAAACAAAUCAUUAAUACAUUUAAAUGGACUAUGAAAUGGCAAUUGUAAAUUGAUUUUUCAAAAAACAAAAUUUCAAUUGAAUAUUAAUUUUAUUUGGCGCAUUGUUCCAUUUUUAUGUUAAAAAAACAAAACAAACAAUAUUUGUAUACCUUUUAUUAAAAUAAUCAAGUAUGUCUUCAAAUUUGAGCGAAAAAAAUGUUUAACAUAACAACACAACUUGUAAAAAUUAUACAUAAACAAAUUCUCCAUAAAGUUAUAUUAUAAGUGCAAACAUGUUUUAGUUUAUUUUUCUUGGAAAAGAAAAUUCGAUUUUUCUUUAUUUUUUCUUUAUUUAUUUAAACACGCAACAUAUUAUUUGUAAUUUUUGUUUUCUAGAAAAUAGCUAAAUUGUAAAUUUGAAAUGUUUAUUUAAAUGGCACAACGUGAUAAAAUAUAUUUCUAAACAAUGUAAACUUGAAGUGAAUACCUAUAACUAUAUGAAGUUUGGUUAACACCAAUGUUCAUAUUCCUUCCAAGACAUAGAAGUAUAAAGAUGGGAUAAGACAGAGGCAAAAUAUGACAACCCUGUGAAAAAAAAACUCUGUUGCUGAUAACUGAUUUAAACGUCUAAGGCAAUAUGCAAUUAAUUGGGAAGGUCUAUGGAAUAGAAUCAAAGACAUAGAAGUAUAAAGAUGGGACAAGACAGAGUCAAUAUAUGGCAACCCUGUGAAAAUACCUCUGUUGUUACGAUAGCAUAACAUCAUAGUUACAAAAGGUUAACUGAUUUAAACCGCUAGAACUUUGGAACCACAUUUUUGGACUUUUCAAACUUUUAUUUGUCAUACGAUUCUGUAAUUGUGGUUUUUACAUUAACACUCUAUGUAUUGUAGAGACAAGCCUUUUGCUCGAAAUGCAUUUUGUCUAGUCUACCAUUUUAGGUAUUUGAUAGAAUUUUAAAAACCAAAUUGUUGGAUUAUUCAAACUUUUAUUUGUCAUUCUUUGGCAUAUUUGUGUUUUUAUACCCUCCUCCAUGGAGGGUAAAUAUUCAUGUCAGACUCAACAACAAAGUAUAUAUAUUCUUGAUCAGCGUAAAAUUCUAAGUCGAUUUAGCGAUGUCCGUCUGUCUGUUGUAAUGUCGCUAUCUUCGAACGAAUUGAGAUAGAAGGCUAAAUUUUUCACACAUGCAUAGUUUACCAGUAGGGAGGUUAAGUUCGUAAAUGGGCCAUGUAGGUCCACGUUUUCAUAUAGCUCCCAUAUAACGGUACCUUAUACCGAUAUUCGGAUUUUGAUGAUUUUGACGACAUAAUUCACCGGAAUUGUUUCAAAUUUGGUAUUUGAAGUUUGUAAAGGGCAUUACAGUCCAUGACAGAAAAUUGUCUGUGCAGGUCCACGUCUUCAUAUAGCCCCCAUAUAACGGAACCUCCCGAUAUUCGGCAUUUUGAUGAUUUUGGCGACAUUAUUCACCGGAAUUGUUUCAAAUUUGGUAUUUGAAAUUCGUAACGGAUACUACAGCCUAUGACAGAAAAUUGGCUGUUCAGGUCCACGUCUUCAUAUAGCCCCCAUAUAACGGUACCUUCCGAUAUUCGGCAUUUUGAUGAUUUUGGCGAAAUAAUUCACCGGAAUUAUUUCAAAUUUGGUAUUUGAUGUUCAAAACGGAUAGUUCCGCCAAUGACAGAAAAUUGUCUAUGCAGGUCCACGUCUUAAUAUAGCCCCCAUAUAACGGUACCUUCCAAUACUCGGAAUUUUGAUGAUUUUAGCGUCAUUAUUCAACGGAGUAGUUUCAAAUUACGUUUAUGCAGGUCCAUUUGCUUAGUCCAUAUUCUUUCCAACAUUACGGUCGGUAUCUUUCGAUUAAAUGUCUGCUUUCCAAUGCAUCAAUUGAAGCGGUUUUGUCUGUAUAGACAUGAGCUUUGGCAUAGCCCCAUAGAAAAUAACCAGAAGGCGUUAAAAUGCCCGUCCCGAACGUAAAAUAAACUUUUUACCGAACCGGUCCCUCAAUUAGUCCCUAGCUAUGCGUGCUGUGUGGCAUUUGGUGCCAUCUGGAGCAAGUUGAGUUAAGGGUCUAUGCUCGGAUCAUUAGGCGGCCAUUUUUAAUCUGAUUAGGGGAAAGUAAUUUCUUCGUGAGUGAAAUACCCGGUUAUUUGAAAUAGUCCCGCAGAAAAUAUCCAAAACGGCGUUAAAUUGCCGGUCCCGAACUUAAAAUUAACUAUUUACCGAAUCGAGAUUAAUACGGAUAUUAUUCUCGGUCACAAACUAAGUUGGAGAAAAAACAUUUAAAAUAAACUAUUUACCGAACCGAGAAUAAUAUGGAGGUAUAUUAUUCUCGGUCACCAACUAAGUUGCAGGAAACAUUUAGGAAUUCCUGUGAAAUGCGAUAUGUAAGUGGUUUGUUAAGAACCUAGUAUGUUUUUUUUGAGAGCUAUAGUACCGUGAUUUUUGAUGACUGUUUAAGAAAAUUGAAUUUGAUAGUAUGCUCCACAUAAUUUAAUUUUUAAAGAUUAUUUCAUGCAAAUGUUGACCGCAGCUGCGCCUCAAAUGGUCCAGCCGCUUAGUCCAAAUUUUGGCAAAACUCUUUUUAAAGAAUUAGGGAGGGAUUAGUGGUAUUGAUUCUCUUGAGACAUUCUAUUGUUUCAUUAUAUAUUUUAAUUAUUUUCGUUAGGUCCAUGACCACCUACAAAAUGUCGGCCAGUAAGCCCAAAUUUACAAAUUUUUGGAGGUCUGGUAAUUACCUCUAAUUUUUAUACCCUAAUCAAAUUGAGCACAAUUUUUCUUGGGUAUGGAUUUUAGACGCCCGAGUGCGUGACAGUUUGUAAUGUCAACAAUGCUAGUCUUGUCGAUUUUUCUGAAGUCCCUUUCACGACAGCCCCUAAAAUAAUUAAGAAAUACUAUUGUUGUGCCGCACCAACAUUUGGCUAUUUUCCUAAAAAACAAAAAACCAAAAACUUUACUUUUCACAAAAUUGAAUAUAAUAUUAAACGAUGAAGCUUUUUGUGGCUAAAUUCAAAUGAAUAAAAAUGCCAUAAACAUUUGUUUUUGCUGCCGCUGUUGGUUCCUAUUGAUAAUCAUCUAAUAUUAUAUUCAAUUUUCCAUUUCAAUUACACAACAGAUUUAGUUUUUAAAAAAAUAAUUUAUGUAACCAUUCACCACCACAAUAUGGUGGCCACCUACUGUGGUGUGGUGGUCCUUGAUGAAUGUAACAAUGACGUAAUACUAUAUUUUUCAUUAUUUAAGCAAGCAUCAAACUCAUCAUUUAUAGUAUAUAGUAUAAUUAUUGUUCCACACUGCUCUAUUUUUUUUAAACGAAAUUCUGAAAUUAAUUAUAAGCUAUUUUAAAUUAAAACUAGAUUUUAGUACAAGACUGUUUAUAUAAA